AUUUAGCUUGUUUAAUGUCGAAGAUGAGCUCGUCUCGUUCUGCUCUGUCGGUUCUAAGUCGGUGUCAUGAAUAAGCAUCACAAUGCAGCGGUACAAUAAUCAUAUUUGUCCUUUGUGCUGAAUCCAGACAAACAGCGAAAAUAUUGUCCAUCUUUGAAACGGGCCGACAAGGUAUAAAGGAUUGCUGCCAUGACUGGAGCUGAUGCCGAGGAUGAUAUUCCUUUAAACGAAAGGAAGACUGUCACAGAUUUUUGCUAUCUCCUGGACAAAUCAAAACAACUUUUCAAUGGACUAAGAGACCUUCCCCAGUAUGGACACAAGCAGUGGCAGUCCUACUUUGGGCGGACUUUUGAUGUUUACACCAAGCUGUGGAAAUUUCAGCAACAGCACAGGCAGAUUCUGGACAACCGCUAUGGCUUGAAGAGAUGGCAGAUUGGGGAAGUCGCAUCCAAAAUUGGGCAGCUGUACUACCACUACUACCUUCGUACAUCAGAAACAAGUUACCUGAAUGAGGCAUUUUCUUUCUACUCGGCCAUCCGCCAGCGGUCCUACUACUAUCAGGUCAACAAAGAGGACAGGCCAGAAUUGGUUGUGAAGAAACUUCGAUAUUACGCCCGAUAUAUAGUUGUCUGUUUGCUGCUCAACAAGAUGGACCUAGUCAAAGUUUUGGUCAAGGAGUUAUCUGAAGAAAUCGAAGAUUACACACAACGAUUCAACACUGAGGAUCAGUUGGAAUGGAACUUGGUUUUACAAGAAGUGGCAUCAUUUGUAGAGGCAGACCCUGUGGUACUACUGAAUGACAACAAUUGUGUCACGGUCAUCAGCUAUCGCCUACAGGAGGGAAGUGUGCCUCCCUUGGAACAAGGCAUGGUGGUUGGGCAGCUUGUCCUUGCAGAUGCACUAAUCAUUGGCAACUCUAACAGCCAGGUUAAGUUUAGUGAACUGACUAUUGACAUGUUCCGUAUGCUUCAAGCUUUGGAGAGAGAACCAGGGAACCUUGCUGUACAGACAUGUAAACAAGGAAUUUUGGAACCCAAUGAGAAGCCUGCAAAAAGGGAAAACCCUCACAAGUAUCUUCUAUACAAGCCAACAUUCAGCCAGCUGUUUACUUUCUUGUCAGCCUCCUUUAAAGAGUUGCCUGCAAACAGUGUUCUUCUUGUCUACCUAUCAGCAACUGGAGUCUUCCCAGCUUUAAAUUCAGAAUAUGAAGUCGGACCGUAUGAUUUUGGAGGCGUUCUCACAAAUUCAAAUCGAGAUAUUGUGAAUGGAGAGGUGAUUCAGAAGAGAAAUCAGUCUCAGAAAGACAUGCACUGCCUCCAUCCUGGUGAUUUGCUCCCCUUUACUCGGAAGCCACUUUUUAUUAUAGUGGAUUCUACAAACAGCACAGCCUAUAAGAAUUUCACAAAUAUGUUUGGUCAGCCUUUAGUGUGCCUACUAUCUCCUAAAGUAUAUCCCAAGAGUAUACAAGAUCAAUCCCAGCGUGGGAGUCUCUUCACCCUUUUCCUCUACAGCCCACUCUUGGCAUUCUUCUCUGUGUGCGGCUUAAACAGCGUGAGACGAGGACUUUGGGAGAGCGCGCAAGAAUUCCUUCAUAAAGUCGACCAUGACAUAGCGCAAAUGAUAACACGAUCACAAACCAUAGAUCAAGCCUUUUUGCAGUUCUUUGGCGAUGAAUUUCUUCGACUGCUGCUGAUCCGUUUUGUGUUUUGUUCAGCUACAUUGAGACUGCACAAAGUAUUUCGGGAUUCUCAGAGCUUCCCUGAGUCUUACCCCGAGCUCCCGAAACAGGACACAGUGGAGAGCAGUGUUCUUCAGAAGCAUAUUUUGAAGAUGGCAGCCAUACUGGAUGUACAGAACCUCUUUUGGGAUCAUUCAGUGGAAGCCUACUAAAGUCUUUACCCAGGACCAAAAAAAAGAAACAAAUCUUCACACAUACUCAGAUGCCGCAGCCUUUUGUAGCAUUUUAUUUGUUUAUUUAUAGGCUGACAAGUAAGUAAUACUUGUCAUGUUUUUUUUGCCAUAUUUCCUCCCAAAAGUAAUGAAGGCACAUGACCAGUUCAACCAAAACUGGUCAACAUUACUUAUAAACUAUUCCAGAGUUAAUGUUGAAUUACUUAUAUGACUUCAUUGCAUGUUUUUUUCAGAAAAGCAUCCUUAAGCAUCACUGCCUACUUUUUACUAGAUAAGUAGUUUUUGUGUUUUGUUUAAGCUUAAAAAAGUAUUGUAUAUGGUCAAAAUUGCACAAAUAAUGCAUAUAUAAAAUACUCUCACCAUGCCCUUGAUGACCAAUUAUUAAAGGAGCCAUAUGUAGUAAUGUGGCAGCGCAAUCACUGUCAAAAUUCUGUAGUCCCUUCCCACUCUCCAUGACUGAGGUUGCCAGAUACGAAUCCGAAUCCUACUCCAAGGAACUUCAAAUGGCAAUCGACGAGUCCUACGCUGUAGGUUUCUCUUGUUUAUGCUUCUUACAAGAUAGUUUACUAAGUAAAUAUGACACAUUUUACUGAUGUCGAUUAGCCAAAUGUAUUUGCAAAGUUACGCAGCAAUGUUUUAGUCGGGAGUCGGGACAGAUAGUUGGUAUCAUCCUGCUAAAAUGUCUAGUUUGACCGCACGGACCACCAUCAAAAUAAUUAUAUAUAAUAAUAUAGUAUAUAUCGCAUAGGCCUACUUUGACGGCAAGUCAAGGCCAACAGUAAAAUUACCGCCGCAUUUCGUUCAGCAUAACUCCAUGUUGCAGCCAACGUGCCGCACUGCAUUCUCUUCCAUGUACGCACAUCACCAUCUUUCAGUGCAGAGUGCGAUUCUAUGAGCCAACCCACGUUACGCAAAAACCAUGUUACGCAUAAACCAUAUAGCCUACUACCAUGUCAAUACACAAAGUAGAAAAUCAUUACAUGUAAUGCAUUAUAUUGUGCCAAGCAAAUACCACCCCAUAUGUGCCUAAUGCACAUACAGUUCCAGAAACCGCAAUUAGCCAUGCUAAUGUUGGAACCCAUUUCCUCAGCGUAUCAGCAUAUCGAGAACGAAAUAGGCACGGACACUACCCAUAUCCACAUAGGUUCUAUUUGUCGAAAAUAUAUUUAGCCCUGUCAGUUGGAUGCCACAUCGACAUACAGGCUAACGGGCAUAUAUUUCCCCCGUUAGCCUGUAUGUCGAUGUGUCAUUGACCGGGCUAGCAUGCUAAGCAUUACACUAGGAGCUGAGCACCAUCACACUAAGCAUUCUGCACAAACAUACUAGCUUUGUUAGACAAGAUCAUAGACUGUAUUGGACAAUAUAGUUUACAUAUGAAAUGUCCAUUUCCAUUUAUUACAAGUAAUAAGAAAACGUAAAUGCCUUACUUACCUAUCAAGGAGGAAAUUAGCAAGUUUGGCAUCAGAUGAAAAAAUCUUCUCCGCCUUCAAUCGUCUCCAUCUUUCAAAGGCAUCCGCGAUAGAAAUCCUCGUUUUGUUCCUGGCUUUGUCAUGAAUAAGUUGAGAAUCGUAACUACGCCUUUUAGAUUUACUAAGGUCUGACAUGUUUAGUAACUUUACCAGUGGCAGUAGCUUGAAGAAGAGGGCGGUGCGUAACUGGCAACCUGGAUGUGACACACUCACGGAGUUUCUAAUUGGUCAAACGGUGGAGGGCGGGGCAUCGAAAUGAAAACAAUAACAAGAUUUCGGGGCUGUAAAUCUAUUUUUGAAAUGAGCAUAUCCCGGCUGAACUACUGUUAUCAGUUAUAGAGGUAUUCGAAAAGAACAUGAUUUAUUAAUGCCUUUUGACAUAUCAGGGCCAUUUAAUGAUGACUUGACAUGAAAUUUCUGCAUAUGGCCCCUUUAACUAGAAACCCAUAAGACUCAUAAAUGUCAAUCAAAAUAAAAAGAAGGAAAGUAUCUGAGUUCUGGCGGAUUUGGAUAUUAAUACAAAUAUUGCAUUAACACUUAAAUUGGUCAAAAUGCACUAAAAUAUGGCAACUGGUUAGAAUAUAGAGUAGUUAAUCGAUGUAGAUUAUAACAUAUUUUAAAUGUUUAUACUAUUUAUUACUGUGUACACGAUGUAUAUAAAUGUCUAUCUGAUGUGAUCGUUAGAAAUAGGCUCCUAUUUUUAAGUGAUGUUGCAUUUCCACUUCAACUUUGUAUCACUUUUUUUUGUUUUCAGAAAUAUCCUCCUUGCCAACAAUCGGUCAUCUGCUUUGGGAGGCGGAUCUGAAAUCUUUGUAUUUGUAUGUAUAAUGUAUUGGAUAAUGUCGAUGAUAUUUUUCUACCACGUGCAAACUAAUGUAUUGACUUGAAUAUAAGAUAACCCUUUCCUUUACAAGACCUGGAAAAAUAAUUUGUUUUAGUGCUGUCGAAUAGUAAUGUAAAAAAAAAAAUUGGCUUAAUUACCCCGCGACCCUGAGAGGGACAAGCGGUAGAAAAUGCACUACACUAUUUAAUCGUGAUUAUUCACAAUUAAUUACAGUUAAUAAUUUAUUUUAUUUGUACUCAUAUAUUAUUUUGACACAAAUGUAGUUUGUCAAAAAUGUCAUACAGGAACAUUUAAAGAUAAAUUGCGUGAUUAUUCUGCAUUUACACAUAAAUGCGAUCAUAUUUUGUGAUUAAUCGCAAACUUUGACAGUCCUGCUUUAUAUUAAAGU
This is a messenger RNA of Nerophis lumbriciformis (worm pipefish), 4612 nucleotides long. RefSeq names its product suppressor of cancer cell invasion (gene scai). The record is from RefSeq and is a predicted model, not a curated record. Lineage: Eukaryota; Metazoa; Chordata; Actinopteri; Syngnathiformes; Syngnathidae. Gene Ontology annotation, molecular function: transcription corepressor activity. Gene Ontology annotation, biological process: DNA-templated transcription.